Molecule: messenger RNA, 1770 nt
Organism: Lachnellula hyalina
Lineage: Eukaryota; Fungi; Ascomycota; Leotiomycetes; Helotiales; Lachnaceae
Product: Itaconate transport protein
Exons: 4
Coding region: 1-1770 (589 amino acids)
Biological process (GO): transmembrane transport
Molecular function (GO): transmembrane transporter activity
Source: RefSeq, a predicted model, not a curated record
AUGGAGCUGAACAAGGGGCAUGACGCGUCUGCUGACGUGGCACGUGAUGACACCAAAGAGCACGAGCAAGUCGGUACAAGAACCCCUGGACCAAGCGAGGCAAAGUGGAAAAACGACGAAGUAUCUGCGAUCCGCGGUCCAGAUUCUCCCCUCCCCCAAGAAAUCACUCCCUCCAGCUCCGAACAUGGAUCUCCUCCUAAAGACAACACUGCCGUCACCGAAAGCUCGACCGGUCUCCCACCAGCAGACCCUCUCACCCGUCAAGAUACAUCCGCAUCAGAAAAACCCUAUAGUUCCUACACACUAUGGGAAAAGCGUUUCAUAGUAUUGACUGCCACCAUGGGUGCUUUCUUUUCUCCUUUUACUGCCCAGAUCUACUUUCCUGCGCUGAAUACUCUGGCCAAGGACUUGCAUGUUAGCUCGAGUAAGAUUAACUUGACUAUGACUACUUACAUGAUUCUGCAAGCCAUAGCCCCAGCAUUUAUUGGCGGGUUCUCAGACACGGCGGGUAGGAGGCCGGCAUAUAUUAUCUGUUUUGUUAUAUACAUUGCGGCGGAUAUUGCCCUUGCAUUGCAAAACAACUACGUCGCUCUACUGAUCCUCCGUAUGGUCCAAAGUGGCGGCAGUAGCGGGACAGUCGCGCUCGCAAACGCCAUAGUAGCCGAUGUCGCCACCUCCGCCGAACGCGGUAUGUACAUCGGCAUAACCUCCCUAACCGGCAUCCUCGCCCCCUCCCUCGGGCCCAUCCUCGGCGGCAUCAUCUCGCAAUACGCAGGCUGGCAAUGGAUCUUCUGGUUCCUCGCCAUCCUAGCCGCCGUAUUUUUCAUCCCCAUGCUCCUCUUCAUGCCGGAGACCUGCCGCCUCAUCGUCGACGACGGCACGGUGCCUCCCCCGGCUUGGAACCGCUCUUACAUGAAUGUCAUUAAUGAGCGGAAGCGCGUCAAGGCCGGGCUUGGAAAGCCAGAUUAUAGCAAGAGAGAUGAGCUAGCCAAGAAGCGUGGAAAGGUGAGGUUCCCGAAUCCACUCGAGACGCUGGUCGUUGCGUUUGAGAAGGAGGGGUUUUUGGUGUUGUUCUAUGCGGGGGUUGUAUAUGCGGGCUUCUAUGCCGUAAUAUCCGGCAUGCCCUCACAAUUCAAAGACAUCUACGGUUUCAAUGACCUGAAAGUCGGGCUCAUGUAUUUGCCCAUAGCCGGAGGCUCACUACUCGCAGCAUUCGUCCAAGGAAAAAUCAUCGACUGGAGUUGGUUCCGCGAGGGGAGACGGGUGGGGAUCAAGGUCACGAAGAGCAGACAGCAGGAUCUAAGUCAUUUUCCUGUUGAGAAGGCUAGAUUGCAGGUCGCUAUACCCAUGCUGUUCCUCGCAUGCAUUUGCACUAUUAUUUAUGGUUGGAUCCUGCAUUUCCGCGUUCAUCUUGCUGGACCUUGCAUAAUCCUAUUCUUUCAGGGGUAUACGCUUAUUGCAGCUACGCAGACGAUCUCUAUUCUCAUUGUAGAUAUCAAUCCGAGUAUUGCGGGUACGGCAACGGCAGCGUUUAACUUGAUUAGGUGUUUGCUUGGGGCUGGGGCGACGGCGCUGAUUCUGCCGAUGACGCGCGCGAUGGGGUUGGGGUGGAGUUAUACACUAAUUGCUUUGAUAUAUGUGCUCUUGAGUCCGAUGUUGUUUGUGGUUAUCAGGUAUGGGCCGCGAUGGAGGGCUGAGAGGAAGGAGAGGGAUGAGAAAAAGGCGAGCGUGAAGGCUGAGAAGGCAGUGGCGAGGGGGGAGAAGGCGUAG